Messenger RNA from Pleurotus ostreatus (oyster mushroom), 2178 nucleotides. RefSeq lists its product as uncharacterized. The coding region runs from base 1 to 2178 and encodes 725 amino acids. The record is from RefSeq and is a predicted model, not a curated record. The transcript has 5 exons. NCBI's taxonomy places the organism in Eukaryota, Fungi, Basidiomycota, Agaricomycetes, Agaricales, Pleurotaceae.
AUGGCGAACUCACCUCUUAAACGGCGACGCUCUCCUUCUGUACCUGAAGUCUCAAGUCUUGACAUGUGGAAAUGGACAUUGACGAACGACGCGAUCGCGCCGUGUUUCGUUCAGGAUGUUCUACUGAUGCGAGAAUGUCAGCCACAGAAGGAUGUGGAUUACUUCUGGUUGGGACGUGUCCCAUGUCGGACGGCCAUGAUCGCUGGGAUUGUAGUCGGCGUAAAUGUCUUCGAGAAGAGGACCGUGUACACAGGUACAGCUCGUCUUCUACUCGUUGUCUGGCACUCAUUGGUCAAAGUGGAUGAUGGCACAGGUGUCGUCGACUGUUCUCAUCGGGCUGUUGGUCCUCGUGCCCCUAAUCCGUCGGUUAAACCAAGCGCUUCCUCGCAAAAGCUCAAGCUCAAGCACCCGCCAUCUCAGGUGACCAAGGAUAUACCAAACCCAUCAUAUUCACUAUUUGCGUUCAAACCUCUAUGCUCAACCAACACCACCGACGAUCCAUUCAUCAACGUACCGCCGACCUUGGCUAAAUACCAACCAGCCACACUCCCUAAACGCAUAUCUGUGGGGGCUUUUGUUCGAGUUCACGGGCGCGUCAGCAAGCUGCAUCGUGGUCGCCAAAUAGUCGUCCAGGACAUUGAAGCGGUCUCCGCAAACCACGAAAUACUUCAUCGGAACACGGUGCGCAUGCUUCAUCGUACUCGAUACAACCCUAGUCUGGGGCCAUUCAUCCCUCCUAUUGUCGACGCCGCGACGCCGAGCAAGCUACCGACCACUCCCACUCGACCACGGUUCCCGAAUCGGACUGCCGACGCUGACGCCUCACCGUCCACGCCCAAGCAGAAGUCGAGGCAGCGCCAGACCCCGGUGAAAUCCAAUGCUACGGAGUCGUCGUAUCUCUCAGGGACAGAAUGUUCGGAAUCAGAGUACAGCGAAUGUAGUCCCAGAAAGACCCAGAAGAUGCCUGUAGCCAGCUUGAAACUGCGCCACCCAUCGCGGGCUCACUCGCGAGACCUCACAGCAAAUACUUUCAAGAUAUAUCUCAAGUACUACAUGGACGAGCUCGAUAAUAUCUCGCACUCGGCAUUUUUCCAAGAUGUGAAUACACUUCGCAAGCAUGCUGUAUUACCCCCUACAUGGGGUGAAGAAACGCCGAGGCCGUCGAAGAUACAGCCCCGCACGAUGCUUGCACAAGACAGAAGAUCAAACCCCAACGGCGACUUCACUAAGAAGGGCUUUACGAUGUCAUUUCUUCGGCGGAUACCGGAACUCGCUUUUCUCGCAAGGCGAGUCGUUGAAGCAGAAGCAAAGCGACGAGCGAAGGAGGAGCGAGGUAAGACGCGAUCAGCUAAGACGGCGGGUUCGACAGGUAUCAGGCCAAACGGCGAUCGCGGGGUCAGCCAGUCGACGAGUGCUUCUUCCGCCCCCACCCAAUACCGGACUGCGAAGUUAACACGACAAGGGAGUCAAGACAAGGAGAACGCCGUGCAGGAUCGCGGCAGGGAUCCUCGCGUCAGAGAAGCAGCCACGUGCCCGAAGGACAUGGCAUUGAAAGAUAACCCUGGCCCGAAGAUGAAGCGUCUGUUCACGUUCGCGAUCCGAAAGCUGUACGACGAGGGCAGCAUCGUGUUGUGGGACGGACCCACGCAUCCAUAUGCUAGCAAGUAUGGGUUUAUCCCACCCAAUGAUCGGCUGUGGAAGGUCUCAAGCAAGAGUGCUGCCUCGACGCAAAUGCUCAGUGACAGCCUGUCGUUGUCUGCGACUUUCAGCACGACUCGCGACUCGGCUUCGAUGUCUUGCUCUGCGAUACCUGAUAUGGACCUUUGCCUUCGCGAAAUUGAGGGUGAACUUUCCGAUCCUGGGGAAGAUGAAGAAGCGUAUAUUCCCCUCACCCCAACGUAUCUCGCCCCAUUGGUUGAGGAAGCUAUCGAGGUAUUGAUGAGCAGGACGAAGUCAGCUAAUACCGCCAAUGGAAACACCCGUCGCGAACCCACAAUCCACUGCCAUCCUGGGCCCACGCAAGCGCAAAUCACAUCCUUCCUCCAGCGUAAGGAUUCCCGAUGGGCGAAGAUCGGAGAGUGGUGGGUCCAUGAAGCACUGACCCUGUUGCAGGACACUGGGAAGAUAUGGCCGGUCAGUGGACGCGGCACGGAAACGCGGUGGGAGAAGUGUUUGUAG